UGUAGUCAUUGCUUGAAUAUGCUUGCCAUAAGCAUGAGGUUGAAACUGCUACUUCAAAUAAUUUUCUUAGCUCAAUCUCUGAAUUAUGGCGAGGGAAAGAAUAUUUUUUUCUACGGGGGGGUGUCUGGGAUUAGCCACAGAAUUUCGGUGUGGCCUCUUGUUGAAAAAUUAGCAGACAAGGGUCACAAUGUAACGUUUUUCUCACCCUUUCCACCAAAAGUUCCAAACCACAAAGUCCAUGAAAUAAUUCCUGAAAAUUUUCUUCAAAAAAUGGGACUGACAGUCGAUUUUCUUGGAGCCAGACUUGAAGCAGGUGCACCUGCCAUCAGCAAGAUUUGGAACGGCUACAUUGAUUUCUCCAUAAAUAGUUGCGAAGUGGUAAUGCAAGACGCAAAGUUAGUUGAAUGGAUCAAGAGUUCUUCGUACGAUUUGGUCUUUGUAAACGGUUUUUUUAACGAUUGUGGACUCGCGUUGUCACAUUACUUCAAGGCUCCACACAUCAUUUUCGGAACUGUAACCUAUCUCGGGUGGUGGUCAGAAAGCUAUGGGUUUGCAGAUGAAAAUCUGCCAGAGCUUCAAUACCAUUUGCCCAGUAAUAUGAAUUUUUUUGAGAGAGCAUUCAACCUCUUGAGACCCUUGCACUGGCAUUAUAAUCGACUUAACAAAGUGUUCCCAAGGAUAGAAGCUGCAGUCAGCAAGGGGCUGAAUUUAACUGACCUUCCACCUCUUCAUGAAAUUGAACGUAACGUGGCGUUCAUCUUUGUAAAUGCUCAUCACACGACGGACUAUCCGCGUUCGACUCCUCCUCUGAUAGUGGAAGUGGGAGGGAUUCAUUUAACGGAGACAACUCGACCUCUUUCCAAGGACCUGAUGGACUUUAUUGAUGCAGGAAAGAAAGGCUUCAUCUACUUCAGUUUCGGGACAUUUGCUAAACCGGAAACCCUGCCUGUAAUUUAUAAAGAUAUGUUUUUCGAAUCAAUGCGAACAUUCAAAGACAUUCAAUUUAUUGUAAAAUGGAAUGAAGAAAGUGUGCCUAAUUUGCCCAAAAAUGUAAAAAUUGCUCAGUGGGUUUCCCAACAAGAUAUUUUAGCUCAUCCAAAAAUCCAUGCAUUUAUCUCGCACGGCGGACUACUUGGAAACCAAGAAGCUGUGUAUCAUGGGGUUCCUUUGAUUUUGAUUCCUCUGUUUGGAGACCAAGAUUUUAAUGCGGACAGGACUAGCGAACAAGGAAGGGGCAUCGUACUUGAAAUCAUGACCAUGACACAAAGAAAGUUGGAAGACGCGAUAAUGGAAAUUACCACCAAUCCAAAGUAUAAGGCAAACGCCAAACACACCUCGAAAUUGUUUAGAGACAAAAAGUCGAAACCGUUGGAGGAUGCAAUUUGGUGGACAGAUUAUGUUUUACGUCACGGAGGAAACACUGCCCAUCUGAAACCGGUAGGAAUGUCUCGAACGUGGUACGAAAGACGUCAGCUCGAUGUAUGGUCCUUUUUUCUUUUCAUGGUAAUGGCAACCCUCUUAAUGCUGACGGGUCUUGUGGGUGGAUUGUUAUAUAUGAUUAGCCGCAUGCUGGCUAUGGUGAGAACUCAACCAGAAAAAAAAGUUGCCAACAAGAAGAAAAAGUAAAUAAGGCUUGAAUUUGUUUAUGUCAUAUAUAUUAAAUAUUACUAUUAUUGAAAAAAAAUUGACAAGUAUUAUGGAACAAUGAUUGUCAAAUGAGUUAGUCUAUUGCAUAGUAAAAUACAAUAUCAAAAGAUAAAAGAAAAUAUAAUAAAAGCACCAAGUUUCUAACUUGAA
Molecule: messenger RNA, 1797 nt
Organism: Folsomia candida
Lineage: Eukaryota; Metazoa; Arthropoda; Collembola; Entomobryomorpha; Isotomidae
Product: UDP-glucuronosyltransferase 1-8
Exons: 4
Coding region: 19-1626 (535 amino acids)
Molecular function (GO): UDP-glycosyltransferase activity
Source: RefSeq, a predicted model, not a curated record